UGUUUCAGUGCUAGAAAAUCAUCACUGGCGAUCUACAAUAGGCAUGCUUCGAGAGUCACGGCUCCUCGCCCAUCUGCCUAAGGAGGUGACACAGGACAUCGAGCAGCAGUUGGGCUCCCUGAUCUUGGCAACAGACAUCAACAGGCAGAAUGAGUUUUUGAUCCGUCUGAAAUCUCACCUUGACAAUCAGGAUUUGAGGCUGGAGGAUGCACAAGACAGACAUUUUAUGCUUCAGAUUGCACUCAAGUGCGCUGACAUUUGCAACCCUUGCCGGCUCUGGGAUCUGAGCAGACAGUGGAGUGAGCGGGUCUGCGAAGAGUUUUACCGACAAGGUGAUCUGGAACAAAAAUUCGAACUGGAAAUAAGCCCCCUUUGUAAUCAGCAGAAGGAUACAAUACCAAGCAUACAGAUUGGGUUCAUGACGUACAUCGUAGAGCCACUCUUUGAGAGGUGGGCCCAGUUUACAGGCGAUACCCCCCUAUCUGAAAAUAUGCUAAACCAUCUCAGGAGGAACAAGGCCAAGUGGAGGAGUUUGCUCCACAAGCAACACAGCAGUAGUAGGAGCAGUGACCACUCAGGUCAAGUGACUGAAAGCCAAGAACAGACUUUAAAUGAAGAAGAGACUCCUUAGUGGCAGCUUUGCACUUUGCCGUGUAGCACUGCUAUCUCCGUCUUGAUCACAGCAGCAAACAAAAUCCUGGGGAGCUAGGAGCCUAUUGUCAAGACCAUGGAAAGGGAAGAAUGGGUAAAGCAGAAGCUGUAAGGGUCCUCAUGAACAAGCCCGCAGUUCUGCUGGGUUCCUUUCUGGAUCUCUUUCAUGUUCCUCUCUCCUCUCUUCAUUCUGCACAUGCCCGAUGCCAUUCAUCACUUCUGAUCGUGAACUGCCUGAAUGUGGAGUCCUAGUCAGCAGUACCGAAACCGGGCCGGUUUUGGCUGCCGUGAAGAUGACGUGAAGCAGGGAGGAUUACUCAGAGAACAGGGAAGAUAGAGGCACUCUUGGUUAUGUAUUCAUUUACCACGAGUCAUGCUGUGACAUAUAGGCCCAGAGCACCAUAUGCUUUCCAGGCGGGCAGCUGGGCUGCACAUUAAACCACCAGCAUCUUCAGCAUCCAGAGGACACUGGCUGAGUGAGACAGUGCUCGAGAGAGCAGAGAGUCUGGUUAUUUUAGUAAUUAAAACAAAAACCUUUUUAACUUUUGUAUUCUGUGCACUAAACAACAGAUCUAUAAACCUUGGACUGAAGUUACUCUCUGCAUACACAACUCCAGUGUAACAAGGCUCAUUUUGGUAAUCAUUUUUAUGCCACUUCUUUGGAUAAAAGACGGGCAUCUUCUCAUUGCAAGGAACGGUAUUCCCUCGCAAACGAAAGGGAAGGUGUUGUACAGUCUAAACCUUUGAAACAUGAACAGAUCUAUCUUUUGAGUACUGUUUCAAGUAACGUGUUUAUAUUCAUGUGUGUACAUUUUCUGUAAAUACAAAGUGCUACUGAUUCCCAUGCCAAAAUACUGGAGUACUGUGGGAUUGCUACCUGUAAAAACAUUGGCACUGUGAACAGAAUACUGUUAGUUUUAAUACAAGAGAAAGCAUUUGUAAAUAUGGUAUAGAGUUUAUUAAUAUACACCAUUGUUUGUGGAUAAAAGCCUUAACUUCUAGCAUCCUUCAUCUUCUGAUAGCUGCCAAAAUCAUAUGAUCACAAGAUAUGAUUCUGAACUGCCUUUCCACUAUCCAAGGUGUAUCAAAGGUCAUUAAGGAAUGAAGUCUGGCAGGAUAACUUCUUGAAAACUUCAAACACAUUCCAUAUGGGUCCGUGUUGUAAAUCCAUGGUACCUUGCACAUUUGGUCUAGGCAAAUGCUUCACAGGGCCUGAAGUUUAAGUUCAAAAAAACCCAAAACCCACAGCAACACCACAGAAUUUGACAGUUCAACCUGAUUACCAUUUGAAGAGUGUGAAUUUUUAUCAAAUAGCUUAGUGAUCUACAAAGCACAACAUUCUAUAGUUCUGGAAUCCAGUUUUUUUCUUGAGUGAUGUUGCAGUGUAGCUGAUUUAUUUUCCCCAUAUUCCCUCCUUA
Antrostomus carolinensis (chuck-will's-widow) is the source of this 2069-nucleotide messenger RNA. RefSeq names its product cAMP-specific 3',5'-cyclic phosphodiesterase 7B-like. The record is from RefSeq and is a predicted model, not a curated record. Gene Ontology annotation, biological process: signal transduction. Bases 44 to 631 code for a protein of 195 amino acids. NCBI's taxonomy places the organism in Eukaryota, Metazoa, Chordata, Aves, Caprimulgiformes, Caprimulgidae. Gene Ontology annotation, molecular function: 3',5'-cyclic-nucleotide phosphodiesterase activity. The transcript is spliced from 5 exons.